Messenger RNA from Octopus bimaculoides (California two-spot octopus), 3198 nucleotides. Its product is annotated as apoptosis regulator Bcl-2. The record is from RefSeq and is a predicted model, not a curated record. Gene Ontology annotation, biological process: regulation of apoptotic process. Lineage: Eukaryota; Metazoa; Mollusca; Cephalopoda; Octopoda; Octopodidae.
GCGCUUUCAUUACACUUUGAAGUCAUUUUAGCUUACAUUGAGUGAGUUAUUAUCGUUUCCCCCCAAAAGAAAUAACAGGCGUUCAGUUAAUAUCCCUGAAGAUGGUCUCUGUCCUGACGAAUAUCUUUUGUAGUAUUAACUCCUCGCCUGUUAUGCACCCCCUUCAAUCCGUGAUUCGCAUGGAUAAGGAAGAAAAUUUGAAAUCUUGUAGAAAAGAGGUGCCUAGAAUGGUCAAAGACAUGGUGUUGAACUUCGAUAAAGGUCAUUUCAUUUCGCAACCCGAAUCCGACAUUUGUGCAGGCAUGAGGAAAUCAGUAUUAGAAAUUUACAACAUUUAUAGAGAUGCGUUGUAUAAAAAUGUUGCCCAAUUGUUAGACGAAGUUGCAGAUGACUUAACAAUCCAAAAGGCGUACCGUUGCGUAGUGGAGACCAUCCUGGAGGAUCGUAAAAAUUUACAUUGGCGUCGUAUCUCUAUGGUUUUCACGAUGUUGGCUGUUUUGGCCGAAGAUCAACGAUCCAAACAUCAUGACCUUUCAUGGGAACAGUAUAACCAGAUCUUGAUAAAACUCUUUAAAGAACACAAGAUCGACACCUGGAUAAAUGAUAACAGCGGAUGGGAUGGCUUCCUGGAACAUAUUCAGAUGAAACACAAGAAUAAAUUGGAAGAAUUUAUCUGGUUGAGUACAAUUGGACUCUGGUCUUUGUCAGUUUCUGGUUUGUGAAAAAUUAAACUUCUCGAAUAAUGAAUAAUGAAAGAGGAAAUCAACUUUAAUUUUCUUAUAACAAAUUAGCACCUUUCACACAAAUUGAAGAAGCUGUUUUUAUCUGAUUCAUUCUUAAGAUAUCCUACAGCAGAUUACUUAUUGGAUUACACUUUAUCAUUAUCUUAACUGGACUAAACUUCUUUCAAAUUAUAAUUACUUACAAAAGGAAAUAAUCCAUCAUUAUUAGUAUACAUAAUUUGAUGAAAACAAUUACUUAAAAUGUAAAUUCUAUUGAAUAUCAUCACAACAUUCACAUCUUAUCAAAUCCAAGUUGUUAAUCCUUCCUUGCGCUGUAUGAAAGUGCUUUGUAGUUGUUGCUUUGGCUAUGCAAGACACGUAUGUUUGUAUUAUUUCAACAGUGUAGAUUCAAAUGUUGUUCAUUAUAAAUAGUCAAAACAACUCUUACAAAAAGGCUAUUUUAUUAUGCAAGCCAUGUCUUACAGUAACAGCCUGCCUAGCAGCUAAAGUGAAUUGCACUUGCUUGAUAAAACAAGUAAAAUAUGGCUAUUGCAGCUAUUGUUAGAAGGAACAACCAAAACAACACCAAUUUCAUUUUAAAGCAGUUCUUUCCCAUUUUAUCUUAAUUAGAAAUAAUUUAACUUAAGACUUAUCAUCCCGAUGAAAUUAAAAUUACAAGUUUUUAGUGGAAUUCUAAAUAUAUGUUAAACAGAUUCACACUUGAUAUCAAAAUUGUAGUAAAUCAGGAGAACAUACUUAUGUAGGUGCAAUUUGCUUCCCAGUCCCGUGGUUUCGGUAUCAGUCUGACUGCAUGGUAUGCUGGACAAAUGUCUGCUGCUAUUAGCUCAAGUUGACCUGUGGUUUCUGAGUGAAACAGGUAAAUGUAACUCAAAUGCCUCACUGUCCACUGCAGUGAAACGUGUCCAAGCUUCUUGACCUAUGCACGAUCUUUGCAAACAAAAUUUAGACUGUCCUGUUUGUUUCCAGUUGUUCGUGUAACCAUGUGCGGGCUGGCCGUUGUUCGAUACACUGGGAGAUUUAUUGCCUUGCCUGGAUACAGGUAAGGGUUGGCAACAGGAAGGAUAUCUGGCCAUGGAAAACUCUGCCCCAGAGUAAUCUCAUCUGAUCUAUGCAAGCAUGGAAAAGUAAAAGUUACAACAAUGACUGUGAUGCCUAUGAUAAACCAUUAAAUGAAAAGGAAUUCUGUAAAUGAUCAUUUAAGAAAGAAUAGGACUGGCAUGAACAGAGCUGCUUGUAGAUCAUGAGAUCAAUUCCACUUUGUUUCGAUUCUGGACUAUACAUUUUGUUUUUCUUUCCCAGAGCUUCAAAUCUUUACAAUUUCUUCCCUGCCAAUAUUUUUCUUGCAGUUAGUUGUUCAGGAACAUACAAUGCACUAUGUCUGGAAGGUUUCUCUAGACCAAACCAUUUAAAACAGGAAAAAAAAAACAAAAAAAACUGUAGUUAGAACUAUUUGAUGGAUGGAGUGGGUAGUGAUGCCCAUUAUAAUAUCCUUGUCCUAUCUGUGGUAGGGAUAAGAUAGCAAGUAUUUUUGUAUUAAAAUUAGAGCUAAGUUAAAUUUAGAUAUCUUCUGUGCUUAGCCACACAGUGAAAUAUUUAAGUGAACUUAAAUUGAAUGUUUGAAAUGAAUUUUCAGAUAAUUCAUCUCAUCUUUAGAGUUGAAUAAUUGCCAACAUAUUUCUACCACCAUUUUUUUUUUUUUUUUGGCCUUCCUGUUUGCUUUGUAUAAAAUUUGAAGGAUUUUAGUUAUUUAAUAAAUUAUUUAUUUUUAAAUAACAUAUGCAGAGACUUCCUCUAACUAUUUUUAUUAACAUGAUGUUCGAUGAUUACUCCUUGUAAUCAAAUAUUGUGAUUAGAACAAUUUCUUUCCUACUUCUGGUGAGAGAGAAGCAAUGAAAUUAGCACCAGUCAAGUAUUGAGGUUGAUUAAAUUGAUUAUGGCCUUCAAUUAAAAGUCAAGAUUAAUCAAAAUUAGAUUUUUUUAAUGCUAUCUGUAUUCAUGCAAGGUGAUCUUAAUCUUCACUUGAAACUUAUUGAUCACACAUUUUUUUUUUUUUUAAUACUUUUGUAUUAAUGUGGAUCUUGAUUUCUUUUGAUUAGUUAUUCCUAAUAUAAGCAAAAUGCCACACAUCUGGAAGAAAGAGACAAUCAAUUAGAUCAACACCAGUACUUGACUGCAACUUCAUCAACUUUGGAAGGGCGGUGGGCAAAAUUUGUCUCAGCAGUAUUGGAACCUCUCCAAUCCAUUACCCUACAAUUUAACCUCUGUAGAGUACUAUACAUCUAAUUAGCUUCAUAAUUCCUUCUCUCACCAACCUACUUUUUUUUUUUUUUUUUUUUUUUUUUUUUUUUUUUUUUUUUACAUCAGUAACCAGUGAUGAUUCAAUCUGCUUCUUUUCUCUGAUGUUAUUAAUGCACAAUUACUAAAAAACAAGCAAUAAAACAACAUAUGAAGCUGC